Molecule: messenger RNA, 712 nt
Organism: Gracilinanus agilis (Agile Gracile Mouse Opossum)
Lineage: Eukaryota; Metazoa; Chordata; Mammalia; Didelphimorphia; Didelphidae
Product: neurabin-1-like
Exons: 3
Biological process (GO): actin filament organization; neuron projection development; calcium-mediated signaling
Cellular component (GO): actin cytoskeleton; dendrite; cytoplasm
Molecular function (GO): actin filament binding
Source: RefSeq, a predicted model, not a curated record
GACUCGGCCCCGGGGCCGCCCGGGGUGCUCGCCUCAGGGGAGCUCCCCGUCUGGGAACGGGCAGCGGGCUUUCUGCUGGCCGCUUUGCAUGCCGGGCCGGGCGCCUCUCGCCCUCCGGAGAGGGGCGUGCCGAGACGCGCCCCUCCCCCCAGGCUCCUGACCCUCGCUCUCCUUUCUCCCCGCAGGCUUUCCCCCUCCCGGACGACUUCAGCCCCAGCAGCACGAGCUCCGCCGACCUCAGCGGCCUAGGGCCCGACCCCAAAGCCCCGGGGCUCUCCCGCUCCCUGGUCCUGUCGUCCGAUGAGAUCCUCGAUGACGGCCAGUCUCCCAAGCACAGCCAGGGCCCGGGCCGGGCAGUCCGGGAAUGGGGCGUGCCGCAGGUGGCCCAGUGGCUCCGGGGCCUGAGCCUGGAGCAGUACGUGGCCGAGUUCAGCGCCCAGAACGUCAGCGGGGAGCAGCUUCUGCAGCUGGACGGCACCAAACUCAAGGCCCUUGGGGUGACGUCAUCCCAGGACAGAGCCCUUAUCAAAAAGCAGCUCAAGGACAUGAAGGCAGCCCUGGAGAAGGCCCGCAGAGCCCAGGAGAAGAUGGAGAAGCAGCGAGAGAAGCUCCGCAAGAAGGAGCAGCAGCAGAGGAAGGCCAGGAAGGCGGCCGACCCCCCUUCCCCGGAGCCGCCAGAGGGCGCCAGUGAGCAGUAAGGCUGCCCGCCCCG